This is a messenger RNA of Eremothecium gossypii ATCC 10895, 1374 nucleotides long. It is a transcript of the gene MST1, whose product is annotated as threonine--tRNA ligase MST1. Gene Ontology annotation, cellular component: cytoplasm. Gene Ontology annotation, molecular function: ATP binding; threonine-tRNA ligase activity. The record is from RefSeq and is marked provisional. Gene Ontology annotation, biological process: mitochondrial threonyl-tRNA aminoacylation. NCBI's taxonomy places the organism in Eukaryota, Fungi, Ascomycota, Saccharomycetes, Saccharomycetales, Saccharomycetaceae. Bases 1 to 1374 code for a protein of 457 amino acids. The transcript has a single exon.
AUGCGUUUGCCGUUGGUUCGUGCGCGGCCCUGGGGAGGGGCUAGAAAGAGUAUUCAGAAGCGAUAUGUGGCCAGCACUUCAGCGGAUAAUGAUACCGCAGCGGUCGUGGCGCGGGAGGUGUCUUCUCGACAAGACCUCUACCUUACGGAUCCUAUAUCUCCCGGAUCUACGUUCUUCCUGCCCAAUGGGACGAAGGUCUUCAACAAGCUAAUCCAGUUCAUGAAGCUACAGCAGCAGAACAAGUUUGGCUUCCAGGAGGUGAUCACACCGUUGAUUUACCGGAAGAGCUUGUGGGAGCAGUCCGGUCAUUGGGAGAACUACAAGGACGAUAUGUUCCGAGUAGAGGGAAAUGAUUGUGCGAAGGAGGAAUAUGGACUCAAGCCCAUGAAUUGCCCAGGCCACUGUGUUAUGUUUAAGCGCUUUGACCGAUCAUAUACCGAGUUACCUCUGCGGUUCUCUGACUUUUCGCCGCUUCAUCGAAACGAGGCAUCUGGGGCACUCUCUGGGCUCACAAGAGUGCGCAAGUUUCACCAGGAUGACGGCCAUAUAUUCUGUACUCCAGAACAAGUAGAAGGGGAGAUUGAGAAAUGCCUGCAGCUGGUGGAUCUCUGCUACGGCUCCGUGCUUCCUUUGGGAGAAACUUCAGAUAGAGCCGAAUUGUACACGAUGUGUCUGUCCACGCGGCCUGAAAAGUACGUUGGUGAACUCGAUGUUUGGAACCACGCCGAAUCUGUCUUGAAGUCUAUUUUAGACAAUUCGGGCAAACAGUGGUCCAUAAAUGAGGGCGAUGGUGCAUUUUAUGGGCCCAAGGUUGAUAUUAAGGUAAAAGACCACACUGGCAAGUAUCACCAGGUUGCGACUAUACAGUUGGACUUUCAGCUUCCAGAACGCUUUGACAUGCGUUAUAAGGACGCUGAUAAUACCUACAAAAGGCCCAUCAUGAUACAUAGAGCUGUCUUUGGUUCCGUCGAACGGUUCAUGGCUUUGCUGCUUGAUUCCAAUAAGGGCAACUGGCCAUUCUGGUUAAACCCACACCAAUGUAUGGUUUUACCCGUUAGUGCAAGUAAUGGAGAGAUGGUCCAGGCGGCCAAGGCUCUUGUUGACAAACUGUGUGGCCGUGACACUUCGAGCACUAAACCCGUCGAACUAAACAGCUUCCACUUUAAUGCUGAAAUUGACCUAAGGGAUGAGUCUGUGGGUUAUCGAUUAAGAGACGCUAUUAGCCGGAAAUAUUCGUAUAUUGUACUGAUUGGAGCUAGGGAACUAGCUCAGAAUAAGGUCGCCGUUCGUUCGCGUGAUUCAUCGAAGAUCCAGAUGAUGUCAACAGAAGAACUAUACGACAUGUUCUGUGACCUUGAACGCAAGUACAAAUAA